This is a messenger RNA of Porites lobata, 19897 nucleotides long. NCBI's taxonomy places the organism in Eukaryota, Metazoa, Cnidaria, Anthozoa, Scleractinia, Poritidae. The record is from the annotation of a GenBank genome assembly.
AUGACUUCUAUCCAGGAAUUGGAACACUCGGCCGCAGUAGUGAUGGUAAGAUCUAAAAAUUUUCGUCUCUAUGACGCAAUGCCCAUUUGAAGACGUUCACAUGUGUUUUUCUUUAGGCGCCGCCAUCUUUGGUGACGCAAGAACAGCGCCAGUCCGCCGAACAAGUGUUCCUGAAUUUUAGAAGAUCUAAGUCACCUUAUGCAGCUUGCAGACAGAUCUUAGGUAAUAUGGAGCAAUGAAUGAAUACUUAAACCACUGAUUGAGUCACGGUGUGCUGUUGUGUGUCAGUGAGUCCUUUAUAGGAAUGCUAAUCGUUAAUUAUCCCGACUGGUGCAAUCGUUAAAAACCGAGGUUGGAAAACCAAUCGAUAAAUCGAUAAUUGUCGAUAAUCACUUUUUGAUUGAUAUCGAUUGUAUCAGUCAAUCGAUAGGAAUUGAUAGCAACAACUUUUGUCGUUGUCAGCACUAUCAAUUUUAUCGAUUUUAACAAUAUUUUCGAUUUCAUGAUCUUUCAUUAAGGUCUGGAAGGGGAGUCCUGAUCCCACAUUCCUGCAUCUUUUUCAUGACAAUCCCUCAUCCAUCGCUUUCCCGAAUCCCAUUUUUUGUUUCCAAAAUACGUGUAUUAAAAAGUCCAGUUGUUGCAAAACCCUAUAAAAUAUUAAUGUAAGAGGUAAAUUGGCCCUUCGAUUGAUAUUUUGAAUUUUACCUCAGUAUGACGAAGCAGAAGAAACGAAGAGAAGAGAGGAGGGUUUCUUCUGCUCUCUUUAAUUAAAAUGAUGGAUCUUCUGUUUGCUUGUCUGUUGAUUACUUGACAGCGUAGGUCAAAUUUUAUUAUAGUUUGCUUUGAUAGGAGACACCACUGAACAUUCAAUGACCAGCCAUUGUUUAGGGAAUAAGCAAUGGUUUUUCUUUAAGAAAAAUUGAGGGGAGCCUAUUUUUUUGAGCCUGUGAAAUCCUGGGUACCUAGCAUAGGAUUUCUACGAAAAAAAUUAGAAUUCCUAGUAGCCCAAGAGCAAAAGUAAGACAUCAAUGGCCACCAGGCUCUGCUAGAGCACAACUCUGAUGGGCCAGUUCUCCUCCCUGAAAAUAAAACAAUACAGUAUAAUUUUGGUCGCAGGUGUAAAUAUGUUUUGGGCCCGACUCAGACUCAAUUUAGCCCAAGCUGCUAGGCAAGGGUUAAAGACUUCAAAAAAUGACAGCAAGACAGUCUGAGUCAAAUCAUGCGAGCAUUAACAUGUUGAAAGGGUUUUAUUUUUGCCCAAAACUGGCUAGUUAAAAUAUUAAAAUAUUGUGCCAUUUGAGUUUUAAGAAUUAUAAUAGACGUGAAAGCCUGUUUGUAAGUCUUAAAAUUAAGUGUACAUGUGUGUACAAAUGUUAAAGUAACAGUUUGGUAUAAUUGGUUGAACCGAUUGCAUUUUACUUGAGGCCCCAAAACUUACAUGCACUUUGUCACCAACUAUGGAGGUACUGCCGGCAUUAUUUACAUCAGAAGCUUCUCUAACUUUUAUAGAUCUUCUUCCUCUAGCUAAAAAAAUUUAAAAAUUUACAAAUGUUUGUUGUUAUGUUUUGAUUAUGUUUUCAGUCAUGAUUUGAGCUUUGAAAAUGGUGGCGUGAUUUCUUUGACAAGCGAUGCAAGAAAACGUUGUCACGAACAUCAUUCUCGAUUUUGACUGGCUUUUUAUAUUGUAUGACUAUUUGAUCCCCUCGUUUCAUUUGUGUAUUUCAGUGGACUGUCUUAUAUUUUAGCCAGCCAAAUUCUCCAUUUUAGCCUGCAAAAUGUGCCACAAUGCCCAACAAAGUGAUCAUGGAAGCAUUAAACGUUUAACUGUUUUCUUUAUAUAUAGAACAAAGUAGGAAUGACUAUGUGCUGUUUCAAGCUGCUUCCACAAUUAAAGAAGCCAUCCUCCGUGAGUGGAACAUACUUGACAAGUCAGACAUUGAAUCCCUCAGAUCAUUUCUGCUAACAUUUGUUACACAUAAGCAAGAGUAAGUAGAAUACUCUCUUGUUAGUCAGCUUUCGUAAAAUGCUUUAAGGCAGAAGUUUCCCAGUUGACUCUUGUGUCCUAUACUGACAUGAAUCUCAUGUGUACUGUUAACUUCUAUCUUGCACCAACAUUAGCUCUAGAACCAGUUUGGUAUGGCAGGCUUAAAUUUGGGUGUCUUAUUUACGUAAACUGAAAGAGGUCAAUAUACACCACCAUGACUAAUUUUUGUUAUAAGAGUGAUUUCUGUAAAUUUCUGUUUUUUUAAGGAUAAAUAUCUGACAUCUCUGACUUGGAAAAAGUUGUUUGGUGAAUCUUCGUGAAAUCUUCCUCAUAAACUUCCAUCAACAAUUCCAGCAACAUGGGCUAAAAUAUAUUCAUCUGUUUAUUUUCGGUGGUAGUUGGGAGACCAGUUUAAACAUUUACCGCUAGUGUUGCCCUUUGUGAGAUAAACAAAACUAAAAAGGCAUCUAGCAAACCUCAAAUAGAAUGAAAACAUAUCUUCAGAACUUUAUGAGGACUUGAAAAUAUAUGUAAUUUGGACCAGAGGAAAAAGUCUGACAAUCUUGGCUUGACUAUAUAUGUAUAAUGGAAGUAUUACGCUACAAAAACUAGAGAUUUCUUUGUCAUACAUAACAACAAGUAAAUUCUGUGUGACAUACAUGUAUGCAAUAAAAUAGUGGAAAAUUAAUUUUACAUCUAUAGUAUGAGUACUUGUGAAAUUUGUUUUGGUCUCCCUCCUUAGCAUUCAAAAAUAUGUGAAAGAGCAAGUUCUGCAUGUUGUGGCAAUAAUUUGCAAAAGAGGCAUUUUAGAGAAUUCCCUUGCAACGCAAGAAUCAUUACUUAGAGAUGUUACCCAGCUUAUCUCAAGCAACAACAGAGAGAUGGUGAGUACCAUAAGUUACUAAAGCAUAACAAAAGGGCUUUAAAAGCUCUAGUGACUGGCUUAAAUUGCCUUCUAGUUGACACUUAGGUGGUGAAUACUGAAGCUCUGUUGGGGAAAAAUUCUGAAAAGCAAAUUGGCCUUGAAACAGCAACAAGACUAGCUGAAAUGGCUACAAAUGGCAUGAAGAUGUGUAGAAUACUGAUGUGAAUGUCGCCUUUUCCUUAAAGUGCAAAAUGUGGAUAUAUGAAAUUGAUAUCUAAGGGACAUGUUGUAGGUUAAUUAAAGUUUGUUUCUUACAUGUAGGUCAAUCUGUUUUCAACCUAGAUCAAUUUGUUCAUUAUGUUCUAUUUUAUUUUGGUUGCCAACACUUUUGUUUGUUUGGCGCAAUCCUCAUGGCCCCAUUUCUUUCCCUGGGUUCUCAAAAUGCACUGAUAUGCUCUUUUUAUUAACCACAAAAGAAACAUUUUUCCAUGGAGGGCCCUGGAUUCCCCCAAUGAAAGCGGGUAGUUGUGCCGUGAAAGACGUCCUUUUCAAUCUAAUCAGUUGCCACCUACAUGUAAUUAAUUUUUCUCCUUUUAUUUCACAUUUUCUAGAGAACCCCGAUAACAACCAUUUUUUGUCAUUUUGGAGACGUGAAAAAUGUAGUAAUGUCUAACUUUGAAGUUCCAGCAAAAUACAUUCCGUGAAACCUGUAUUAUUCAAACACCCAUGGUGCUCUCACUAUUGUCUCUUAAUAACAUUUGCUUUGUAGCAGAAAAUUUGAAAAGAAAGCAUUGAAACUUAUAAAAUUAAAAUAAAAGGACAGUUAAGGCUAAAAAAAAAGCACAAUGAAGGCACGAUCUAUGCAUCAUCAAUGGUAUUCAGUAUUGAUGCAUGUUUGUCAGCUUUGUAUGCACGAUUGCGUGAUUACAAAAUAUAAUCUUUUUUGUUAUGGCUGUGAUCACCGACACGGUGCACUUAGCCAAUUUUUUUUAUUUCAAGCCUACCCUCGAGUCGAGCAAGCUCUGUAGCUGGAAUUCGCUAGAGCUGUACAAAAUAAUGAAGGUCACGUGGCAGCAUGCUGUGAAAGCUUAGGUUAAGAGAAGGGUGGGAGAAGGGUUUAAUUAUUAAAUAUAAUAAUGUGUGUAGGGUAAAUGCAAACAAAGCGAAAGUUUAGGUUGGAGGAAGGAGGAUCACAUGUGCCUGACCCUCAUGACCUCUCAUUAUUCUCUUUGAGAAGAAGUAGAACUUACUCACAGGCUAACUGAACCCUCAAGUUAGUCCUUUAUACACGGGCAGAUUAGGAGGUGGGGCUGGGGGGGGAUGCUCCCUGCCCCCUGCCUCCUGUUUCUGUAAUAUUUUCUCUAUGUAACUGCUACUGAAACAACUUGUUAUAAUUAUUAUUCUUUUGCAGAAAAUUUUAGGUUGCCUUAUCUUGAAGGCAUUACUGAGCGAGUUUUCAUUCCUGAACCAAAGCAGUGACAUUGGUUUGAGCUGGGACUUUCAUCUUCGCUGCAAGAAAGCAUUUGAGGUAAAGGACACCUAAAAAAAAUAUUGACUCAGACAGGUUUAUAAAAUUGCAUGGUGUAAUAAAUUUGUUUAUUUCUUUUUUCCAUAAUCACAUAGAUUUUCUGUUAACUGUGCAAUAGUCUUGAAAAAAUGAAUGAUUGUAUUGUUUUAUACUUACAGAUUAAGAUCAGGAUUUUUUCCCAUUGAUUUUAGGUGCAGGCUCUGAAGCAGAUUUUUGUGCUGGUGGUACAUGGUCUGCAGCAGUUUUUGCAUACAGAAUUGAAUUUGUUAUCCAGGGAGGACAUUUCUGUUUUGGAGCGUUUGUUGUGUUUGGCUGAGCAGAUUCUGAACUGGGAUUUCUCUCGUCAUCAUAUCCUUUCAUACACACCUUUUUUCUUCGUAAAUCACUUCAAAUCUGUAACUGUUUAAAUCACCAACUGUAACAUGGCUUCAGAAGUUGGUGCCUCAUUGCUGUCAAUUAAGCAUUUGAGGUGCUAAACUUUAUUUAAUAAAAAUGUAAGUUCGAUCCCCAGUAUAUUUGCACAGAAAAAAUGUGCCUUUUUAGGCUGAUGACAAAAGCUUGUUUGUCAUCAAAACUUUAAUAAAUUAAAGAAAUGUGGUCUGCAGCAUUCAAAGAAAGUUGUGCCCGAUAUCCCAGGGCUGGUGGAUCUUGCUAUCGGGCUAGCAAAUUCUGGUCUAUAACUUGCCCGAAAGGCAAGUGUAGUUUUUUAAGAUUCUGUAAUCGAUAUCCUGCUCAUCAAAAAAUUUUCUUUGGUGUAGUUAAAAUAACUCUUGGACUAUUGAAUGCUAGCUAUAGCUUGUCCAAAUGGCAAGCUGUAAAACUGACUUCCUUUGCACCCUGGGUCUGGAGUGCUGGCACUUCAACAUUUCUAAGGUUUACCAAUGCAAUCUAAUGUAUUUUAUCUCUACCUGUAUAUAAAUCAUAACAACAUCACAGUUCUUCAUGCAACUGUUGCCUUCCGGAGUGACUACAGUAUGUGGCAUCAUCUGUAAGAAGUAGAUUUUUUCUUGACAAACACACAUUUUCAUGGUCAAAAAAGAUUCCUGUCAUCAGAGACAUCGGUCACUCAAUUCAAACCUGGAUCAGCUUGGAGAGUGCUGCUUUUUGAUCCCGCAUUAGUAGGCAUGUUUUUUAAGGUAAGAAGCUGAUCACAUAACCGAAAAGAAAGGACUUAGAGUUCUUGCAAAUUAAAAAAGAAAUUUAAAAUUGCCUUAAAAAAUUUUGCUUUCGCACAUGUUCAUCAUAGAGAAAAGUGAAAACUUGUUGUCCUGAAUUCCUAGCCCUCAAAGAUAUUGCAUUAGGAUUUUUCAUUUUGUACUUGCAGUUCUGCAGAGGACAGCAAUAAAAUGUACCAAAAAGAACAACAUAAGAUCAAAGUGGUCCUGGGUUUGAGUCCAGCUCUGGCCACUUACUGUCUUACUGUUCUUCUUUUUCCUGAGUUCAUCUCCUUGCCCAUGCUUGUAAUAGCCAACUAGUGGCCUUCCACAAGUUGGGGCUUUUAAUCCUGUUAUGUUCCACUUUGAUUUUGUUUCUAAUAAUUAUAUUUUGAGUGGAGUGCCUGUAAAAUAGCUGGAUAAGCCAAGUGCACUUCGGCUGUAAACAAACUGUUAACCUUUUUGACCUUUUUACAUAGCUUUUGUUCAUUACUUGAGGUCCCUUUUAUCUGUAGGCUUGAUUACUAGCUGCUGUUUGGGAAAUGAGCUGUAGCUCCUCCCCCGAACACUGAGAGAGUGGCAGAAAUUGAGCCUAUUUUAUCUGUAACUUGUCUUGCAUCACAAAAAUUAAUUUUUUAUCACAAAAUUUAUUGAUAAAAAGUUGUCUCAGAUAAACUUGCUUUAUCCACUAAGUGGAACCUCGAAAUAACAAACCUCUAUAAUUAUAAUGAAAUCCUCGGUUUAACAAACAAUAAAAUAAUAGUUAUUUUCUUUACCCCUGUAAUAGUGAAAUAUAUGUAAAAGAACCUUGAUAUAGCAAAACGUUGUUGUAGCGAACAAAUUUUGCAAGUUUCUUGGGACUUUGUUAUAUUGAUGUUCCACUGUAAUUGUGGUGUUUUAUAGCUUCAGGUGAAUUUGCAAGCUAACGAGGACUUAAGCCAUCACUGUGGACAGUGUUUAAUCCAGCUUGCUGCCCUUUCUGGUGGAAUAUUCCCAGAUGCAUCGUCACAAACUCAAUAUUUAUCCCACUUUGUGCAAGGAUUCUUGCAAAUUUCAAAAAAGUAAGUGCUCUUGUAGUUAGGCAUAGGUUUGAAUCUCACCGAAGAAUUUUUUGGGGGGCUUAAUUUGCAAUAAGUUUGAAAGAGUACAGAUUUCAUCACUGGUUGGUUUAAUUGUGUAAAUCUAAUUUUGCAUUGAUUCUGAUUUUGUUCUCUAGUAUUGAGAUGAAUGGUCAAGCUGCACUAGGACUAGGAAGUAUUGUAAACCGCCUCCUGUUUGUCUUUCCCUGUUCAUCAUUCAAGGCUUUACCAGCUGAUUCAUUGAAGUUGUUCAUGAAUUCCAUGACAGAUCUGACUUGCCUGUUUCUACAGGCAGUUGCUAAAGAAGAAGAGGUGUGCACUCAACUGGUUUUAUCAUUUUUACUGUUCAGAUUUUUUUUUGCAACAAAAAGAUUUUAUCAACGACUCCACAACAUUACAUAAACUUUACAAUCUGAAACUAACGUAACAACUUUACAUGUAUGGAAAACCACUUUAGAUAGAUUUUUGUUGAUCAAGCAAUAUGAAGAGCUUAAGUGGCAUUGAUUUCGGAGAGCAGUAGCUGUGAAAAUAGAGGUCAAUUUACACUGAGUUUAACCAAUAUUUUCAAAAUAAACUCACGGUACUACCAAUAUUUGUGGCGAAGAAAUUUGUUUAAUUUAUAAUUUUAACAAUUAGGCAUUUAACCAACUACAAAAGUGCAACUUUGUAUAUUGUAAGUUGCACUUCUGUAGUUGGUUACAUGGCUAAUUUUUAAAAUUAAAAAUUAAAGAAAUUUGCAAACUAAACAAACAAAAUAUUUGUCUGUAGUCUCCUUUGCGGCCUCUUGGGCCAGAGUCAUGCAAUGCACCCCUCCCCACCCCUACUUGGUAGGCUUUUGUCAGUAAUUCUGUGUAACCUAUGUUUGUACACUUAAGUCCCUUGAUUUACUUUGCACCUCCAGCUCAACUCUGAGGACACCAGCUUUAUAGAGGCAGUGGAACAAAUGCUCGAGGGUUGGGCGAGUUUAGUGGAACAUGUUAGUCAGUUACCGCCUGGUGUUUUUAAUGACAGCGCCACAAGGAUAAUAAACUGUUAUAUUCAGUGUCAUUUGGCGGCACCCAAUGGAUUACGUGGAACAUUUUUAUCGCAAACGAACAAUGGAAUUCACUUGGAUGAAAUAUGUGACCUUGAUAGUGAUGACAGAGAACUAUUUGCAGAUCAGUUGUGUACUGUUGGAAGCUUAGCACGCUUGGUUCCAAGUCAUGCAUUUGCUCUUCUCAUAAAACUAUUAGAGGAAAGAGUUAAUCAACUUGAGAAGUAUCUCACUGCUGUCAAGAAUUCAACAGGUAUGGUAAAAAAUCUUUAGGCUUUCUUCUUGCUACCCUGUACACAGAUGUUGUUUUAUUUCGUUUCGUUUUUUUCAAAACAUUGGCGUGAGAGCGAGCGCGACAUGCGAGAAUGAGCACGGAGAGUGAGAAAGAAAUUUCCUUCUUCCCCCACCCCUACUCCCUUGUGCUGGCAGUCAAUAAAUCCCCCCCCCACCAGUUAUUAUUUUUUAUCACACGCUCGACGGACUUUGAAGAGAAAAUAAAGGGUCUGUGAACAGACUAUCUUCUUGCACAGUACAGUACUAAUUUGUGCAGAUAUUUAGAUAGUAUAGUGGACUCAAUCUCUGAAGGUUGAAAGUUCAUUUCUUGUUGAUAAAUAGGUGUAAAUAAUAAGCCCAGAAGGGGAGGGACUCCCACCUAAAAGUGACGGGGUUGCUUGUCAUCUCACUUUGGGGUGUAAAUUGCAGAUUUGGGAUUUAAAGGUUGCCUAUUGACCAGAGGAUGCUUGUAAACACAAACAUAUUUCCAGUCAUUGCUUAUAUGUGUCUGCAUUUGUAGGCUAUAUUGAGUCAACUGGAAUGUCUGAUAGCCCGGGGAUAGAACAUUUUGUGAUUGGGCUUGUGACAGGACAAGAAAUUUUGUACAUGUCAUCUCUCUCCUCCUGGGUGUACAAUGGAGCAGUGCUCCAACCAUGGGGGUGUAUACAGUACCUCUCGCUUUUGCUGUAUAGGCCUCUUUGCUUGGCCUAUGUAGCUCUUGUAGCUCUUUUGUUUCCUUGCCUUACAAAUUGCUACAAGUGUAGGUGAGGAUAGGUUUACUCUAAAAAAGAUCCAGAGUGGAAAGACCAAGCUUUUUGGAUAUUAUAGUUAUACAGGAGAGUUUUGAGACUUUUUUUAUCUGUUGCACCAAGCAAGAGGUGGAAGAAGAUGAAGAAAAGUAUAAAGAACGUGUUAAAAGCCGAUGUAUGUAUUGUUGUUCACCUGCAGUUUGGUGACUGCUUAUAACUGCUUAUUGCAACAUUCCGCAAUAUUUUUCCUUUCUUCCCUUACCUGCUUUAAGAUAUUGACAAUGAUAUUGUGAAUUUAAGUUUUAUGAAAGGAGUACACUUAAGAGGGCCAUAUGGUUAUUUUGGAUUGUAGAAAUGAUGUAGAAAUAUUUUAUGUAGGAUUGUUUAUUUGGCACUAUAACACUCAAUCUUUUUAUCUGAUUAAUUUUAGCACGCUUUGAUCUUGCAAGUGCAGAUAACUUAUAUGAAGACCUUCACUGGUUACUUCUAAUUUCUGCUUAUCUUCUUGCUGAUGAAAGUAAUGGUGAGAAGCCUCUCAUUCCAAGUGAGAUUAUAUCAUAUUCAUCAAGUCUAAAGGAACAAAUUGAUAGUCAAGCCACUUUUCAUUCUCUUUGUGCAUCGCAACAUCAAAAUAUGGGUAAGUUUCGUGAUAGGCAAAUCUCUCUUUAAAUUUCAGCCUCAUUAACAUCUGCUCAACAUUCUCUGUUCAAACUAAUUCAAAAUAACAUGUCUGAAUGUUGAAAGAGCAUAGCAAUAUUAGUAAUCUCUGAGUAAAUUUGAAUCUGACAUACCAAAAUGAUAGUUUUGGGGAAACUUUUUUUUGGAAAACUUGAAAUAAACCCCUCCUCGGUUUUUUCAAGACCUAUUAGCACGGCUGGAAAGAAUGCCUUUUUAUCAAAUCGGAAUGCGACUGUCUUUUUCUUAUUACUGGAGAAUUAAGCCACUAGUUGGAUUUUACUAAUGCUAAUUAGCAAAAUCUCUUGUUUUCAUUCACUAGCAUAAGGUUCGUCAUGUGUAAAGAUUAACGUUUCACUUUGGCCUUACAAGGUUUUCUGGCAACAUUUUUUGUCACCCUUUGCGAGUGGCUUUAUAACUCUUAAAACAAUGCUAAAAAGUGUAAAAUACUUUGAGGGGGUUUGCUAUGAAUUUUUGAUACAGAUUUUACCUCUCAAUGUUUUGAUUUCCUCUUUGUUCAUUCCCCACUGCAGGAGAUUCAUAUGCAACUUUGAAUUACUCAAGAGUUGACCCAGUAGUGAGACUUGUGUCGACAAUUUUUCGCACGGCAAACAUUGAAAAACUUGCGGUGAAUGCUGGUUUAUCUGAACUUUUGAGCCCUCAAGUUGGACGGACUAUUGUCUGGUGUUUACGACACUGGGUUAAGUCUUAUUUGUUACCAGAUGAAAAGGAAUAUGAACAGCAGCUUAGUGCAAGUCUGUUGUCAGUUUUUGGUGCAGGUACAGAAGGUGGUAAAUGGACUUUAGGAUUUUUACUGGACAAAGUUAGAUCAAACCUGUCUGGAUGGUCAGCAGAGUCACAGAUUGUGGAGGACACGGCCAUGCUGCUGUUAAGCUUGGUUGAUUCUAAAAGCAGGUAGAUGCAUAUUGCUCCUCUCCUUUCACAUAAUUGUUAGUGAAGAGUGAUGUACGUGAACCUUGGCUUGCUAUUUUACAUUCUUAUGGUAUGCAAUUUAAUAGCGGAGUUCUCUCUCAUGCCCUUUUUUUAGCACCAUAGGUAUGAAAAAAUCUAUGCAUCCAAGAAAUUUUGAGUUAACUUGAUAUUGGACACCCAUUUUAUGAUCAAUUGACAGCUGUCAAAUAGGGUACCCGCUGAUUAGUGCCACAUAUUGCGCGCUCAGGUGUCUAACUGAUUGAGUUGACGUGUUUCUUAAAGUUCUUUGCAAACCAGUUAUAGUAUUCAAUUGAUCGCAGGCUCACAAAACUUAACCUGAGAAGGACAUUUUCUAAACGUUUCCGCGAGAGCUUCGCUUUUGAUCUAAAUCUAGCUAAAUCUAUAUUUUAGACAUGUAAUAGUACGUUUUGUCCUUUUUCUCUCAGAGCAGAGAUGGCCAUCUCAUUUGACAGUCUGUGGCUGUUGGCUCAGGAGCACCUGUCGACAACAGCAGUGUUACACAAGCUGGCACCUGAGGUACUGCGAUACCUUACACAGGCGCUUGUCCUGGCUGCCUCAGCUGCCGAUGAUCAAGCUGUCAGAAAGAAAUACUUGGAUCAGGUGAGUGGCUUUAACUUUGCCAAUAAAUUGUCGAAUGAGACAAGACUGUCAUCGUCAAGGUAAGGGUACAUUGCUCAAUUCCUUACCUUACAGAUGGCAAAGCCAUUACAGAAUUAGUAUAGGUAAUAGCAUGAUUUGUAGUGAUAUUUGGCAUAAAUACCACAAACGAUAUUUUGAAAUUGUUAUACAUAAUUGCGAGUGAAAUUUGAGACAGUUUUGAAAUAUCACGAGUGGUGUUUAUGCCAAAUAUCACAUACAAAUCAUGCUAUUAUUUGUUUAUAUUACUACCCACAAAAGGUUUGUAAUUUUCAGACAUAGGUAGUUCAAAUUAAGCUGAAAUACCACUGUUCUCUGUGUCUCUGAUUUCAUAGAAGGUGAAUAUUUAAGCACAAUAGUAGACAGUUCUUAGUCAUUGCUAAAUGCUAGCAAAAAUUUGUGCUUGGCACCUUUUUGUAGGAAGUGAAGGGACCUCAUUUCCAGGGGUUCCUUCUUCUCAGCAAGCUUUUCAUGGACAAAGAUGUACGAGCAUUGUAGUAAGCUGGGCUAUAAAUUUUGUAGCUACACAGUAAUUUUCAAGGAGUUAUAAUAACUCCUCUAGUGGGGUUAAUUUAACUCCUUACAGUGGAGUUAUUUUUGGGGGGAGUUAUUUUAACUCCAAAAAGGAGUUUAAAGAACUCUUUUUCAGCAGUAAAACACCCCAGAUAUUGAGGAGUUAAAAUAACUUCCAAAAAGGAGUUAUCCUUGACCUAAAAUUUCUACUCCACUUUCAGAGUUAAAGCAACUCCAGAAAGAGUAAAAACAACCCAUGUAAGGAGCAAAAUUAACCCCAUUUUCGGAGUUAAAAGAACUCUUUUUCAGGAGUAAAAAUGACCCCAAAUUUGGAGUUAAAAUAGGAGUUAGAGUAACCCCAUAAAAGGGUCAUCCUGUACCUAAAAUUUUUACUCCAUUUUUGGAGUUAUAAUAACUCCCUUAAAAUUACUGGGUAAUAAAUUUAUUGUCCGAUGCUAAUUUUAACGCCGGUUCGUGUUUGAUUUUCCCACAGAUCUUGCAUACUCUACAGUCCUACUUUUCAGGCAUCUGUCACCAGUCAAAUUUUGCCAAGUCAUCUCAAAAAGAAGGAGUAAAAAGUCAGCUACAGUCCCUUCUUGAAGCCUUCCGAGGAGCUGCUUUAGCAACAAAUUUACGCAAUGUUCAUGCAUUGUUUCAUUAUCUUAAUCCAGUGUUAAGAGACUGUGUUCAUUUACUAAAUGUCUAUCAAAACUGUCCAGAAAUGGUGGUUGUGGUUUUGGAAUUUUGUGUUGAUCUGGCCGACUCCCAGGUUGCUUUUCUGAGUAAGGUAGGUUGUGGCAUCAGGAUUCACAGAAUUAGCUUAACCCUUUCGUCCCAACAUAAGGUUCAUAUUCUCCUUUCUUGUCCCAAAUGUUAAGCAGUAUUGUAGAGAAUUUGUCCAAAUAUCCUGAGAAUUUAUCGUUUAAUUUAUGAAUUUAUCGUGAUUACUUCUUUGGUUGUCAUAAUCUCCCUGAUUGAUUGAGCAUCGAGAUUGCGAGGAAAAAUUUGAUUUUAAUCCCUCUGCCUAAAGGGGGUAUGGCAGGUGGGUUAGGGUUAGGUGGGCAUUGUUCAAGACAGUCGAAUGUAAGUUACCGUUGUCUGGUUAGCACCGCCGCCUGAGUAGCUCAGUUGGGAGAGUGCCGGUCUGCUGAGCGGGAAGUAGCGGGUUCGAACCCUAGCCGGACCAACACUCAGUGUCUUUAAAUAACUGAGAAGAAAGUGCUGCCUUUGUAAUGGCGUCUGCAAAUGGUUAGACUUUCUAGUCUUCUCACAUAAGGACGAAAAACGGUAAAUUCCGUCUCACAGCACUUACACUUACCUGGUUCUUGUGGGACGUAAAAGAACCCACACCAUUGUUCAAAAAUAGUAGGGGACGUAGACUCGGUUGGUGUGGCCAACUUUCAGGCGUCGUUCACAUUAUUGGUUGAGUGGGCACAGUAAGCGAAUAAAUGAAAAGCAGCUGCUAGAGGCGCCCAUGUAUGCUGACGUCCGAGCUUACUGUUAACGUGUUGAUAUACAUUGUUAAGAGGGCUCAUCUGUUGUCCUCUCAUCCACGACUCCUUCCUCCUUCUUAAGUAAGCUGACCCAGUUGCUGAGGUAACCAUGGCUACUUCACCAUGGGUGGACACCUUCUCUUUGACGGCACCUUUACUCAUUGGGGAAGCCAUGACUCAAGCAUAGAGACUUACGGUUCCAGCUAGUAACCAUGAGGUGGGAGGAAGGGGUAAAAGGCAAAACCGAGCAAAAAACGUUGCAACCACCAGAAGCAGAAGAGCAAGGAGCAAUGCGCAUGCUCGUAUUGGGAAUCCGCAGACCCUUCUGAAAUAUCCCUGUCCUAGCUAACUAAGCGUGAUUGUAAAUGACUUUAUUUAACUUGUUAAAUUUGGUUUCGUGCUCCUAAAAGUAACGGUCAGGUGAAACUUGCUUUGAUCCGACGUACGCAUGGGGCUUUGUACAUCAGACGUGAUCCACACGUAAACAUUGGGCAAUCUGAGAAAUCCAUGUGUUUUUAUUACAUGACAUCAGACACCUACAUAGACAAAACAGAGUGUUUGAACAAACUUAUAAAGAAAUAAAGUUGAUGUUAGUUUAUCAGUGGUUGUUUUUUCUUUUAGAAUGAGGCAGCGAAACUCUAUGAAGCUUGCAUGGCACUUGUGCAAACUUAUGGAAAAUGUAAUCUAGGUAAGUUUCAAGAUGUAAUUCAAAGUUUUGGGAAGAUUUUUAAGAACCUCACCUUACCCUAUACUCACACUAGUAAGUAAAGUGUGUUUACACUACACCGAAUAGUUUUUCGAGCCGACGUCAUAAAAAUGAAAUUUCUAUUCAGUAUUCUGGAUAUUCUGAAAGAACAAUGUCCCUAUCCGAAAUUUUUUUGGGUCGAUGUGACUCUGCUACGAUCUCAGAUCUCCCGUAAUGCUAAUUUUUGGGUAGUACUCUAUAGUAUCUGUACUAAUAACCAGAUUGUCAUAGGUUCGACUUCUGUUGACGCUACUCGGAUCUUUUAUUCCCAGCUGCCUGUGUCACUGACUGAAAAAUCAUCUUUCUCAAGGUGUGAAUUGGUUGUCUUGUUUCAGGGAAAGUCAGCGGGGAGGCCCUUACAGAAGAGGAACAGUUAAACGAUCUUCUUUUGUUGAUAAAACUCCUUGCGAGUGUGCUGUCGAAGGACUUCCUUGAUUUUAGCACAGGUAGGUUAACACGGAUUGUGGGUAGCCUGUGGUGGAAUGUACCCUCGUCUUUACUCAGUUGACUAAUACAACCUUGUAAAUUCAGUUCGUUUUCCUGGCUUUUGAAAAAUAACUUUUUGUGAUGAUUUUCAAUUAAUUUGUAGAUCAAGAGAAAAUCCAUGUGUCAGCGGCUGAUUUGGCACUUUAUGGUCUUCAUGUUAUUAUACCGCUUAUAUCGUCAGAUGUUUUAAUGGUAAGUGUACUUCUUUAGUCUCCACAAUGUGGUGACUGUAAUCGGAAUGUUUGUACAAGUUUAAAUUAGUCUAAACCCAAAGCAAACAGGGGAAUCCUUUUGCGCAGAGAUCUCUUUUUUUUUUUUUUUAUUUCACUUCGAUCGCGUUCAAGAAUGGAGAAAAUUUAUGACUUUUAAUUUUUUUGCCCACGUAGCAUUCGUUUAAACAAGUCCGCGCGUUCCAUAUCGAAAAUUGCAUUUUGGAAGCGUUGGUUUUUAAGAAGAGCGGAAAACCGGAGUUCCCGCCGAGAAAAACCUCUCGGAGCAAAGGAAAGGACAAACAACUACCAUAAAAUUCCGAAAAUAAGCCCCGGGGCUUAUAUUUUUCAAAGGCCUUUUUUGAGGGGCUUAUUUUUGGAGGGGCUUAUAUUCGGAGGGGCUUAUUUACGGAGGGAAAUUUACGUUUCAAAAUCGAUUAGGCUAGCCUUAUUUACUGUUUUUGCUUAUUUGAGGGCAAUUUUCCAAGUGCAAGCCCCCGGGGGGCUUAUAUUUGGAGAGGCGAUUUAACGGCGGUUUUUUUUCGUUACCGGUUUGGGGGGCUUAUAUUUGGAUGGGCUUAUACAUGGAGGGGCUUAUUUCCGGAAUUUUACGGUAACUCAACCUACAUAUGACGUUGACGCCAGGAUUUGAACCCUCGCCACCCUUGCCCUCCUAAACAUAUUCUUAACUUGAAUUUCGUGUGGCUUUUUCCGGAGAAAAAGGCACUCACUAUUCACGUGCUUCUAGAAUGACUUUCAUUCUGGAACGAGUUUAUUCCAACUCCAUGUAUUUCUCUGUAUUUUUUACAUGAUGCUGAAACGACAUUGAAAUUUCUUUCUGGUAUUACGAACUUCGUUCCCAUCGCAAAUCGUGUAGUGUGGCGCAUGCGUAUCAGAUCUCUCGCGAAAACCGCGCUAGCGCCUGACCACACCUCAGGCCAAGCCGUUAUCAUGUGAAUGCAGCACUAACUUGACUCUGGAACGAAACUCACAUACGGAAUGAAAGUCAUUCCGGUAUCAUAUAAACACCCCCUAAAUCAAGCUAAGUUAAAUCCUAAUUGUGCGCCUUGUGCUUUAAAGAGUAGCUUUAGGUUGGGGUAUAUCCGGGAAGGUGGGAAGAGGGGCUUGUAAUUUGAGUAAAACGUCUCGAGGCAAACUGAUAACAACACGUGCUUUAUUUCAACGUGCUGUAACAAGUAAUGUUUUUCUAUUCUUAGUUUCCAGUGGUUUGUUCAGAGUUCUUCAAACUGACGACAAACGUUUGUGAUAUGUACCCUGAAAAGAUGUGCCUUCUUCCAGAAGCUCUGUUUAAAAGCUUGAUGGCUUCACUCGAAAUGGGACUGGCAAAGUAUCCUUUGUAAAAUUACCAAGAUAGUACGCGCUUUCUGAUUGGCCGAGAGGCGUGUUUGCAUGAGAUCGUGGAGGCAUUAUGAGAGUAUGUAAGCAUGGUUGUGACGUCAAGAUAUUUUGCUUUUCGCGCGCUAAUCACGCAACCACGAAUUUGAAAAGGUUUUUGAGUUGAAAACUCGACAAGUGUACUUUAUUUACCCAUUCCCUCGUCAGCUGAAACUUGGAAAAUCUUUACAAAACAUUUUUCGAGGGGUUGGGAGAAUUCUUGAUAGUUAUGCAAAACGUUUUCUGUUGUUGGAGGUCAAACACACGAAGUUAACCGAUUAAUUCUUUGGCUUGUAUUUCACAACACCUGUUCCCAUAAGGCCAAAGUUUGGAUUGUUUGAUCAUGGCCGUUUUAUCAGCCCAUACUCAUAAACUUUGCGUUAUCUGCUGCUACGACCUUUUCUUUAGCCGUCCUUGGCUAUUUGGAGGCAGGCUAGGGGAGUAACUGCCCUUGCUAUAACCCCCUUUUUUUCUUUCACUUCAGGAGACAUAGGGAGCUUUCUAUUCUGCGCAAAAUCCCGGAAAUUUGGGUUCGAAAUCAAAUGGAACGCACCAUUUUGGUUAGGUCCGACUGGAGUAUUUGGGACACCUUUUGAACGUGGUCCACAGAGGUGAUCGAUCGGAUCGAAAUGUCCCUAUCCAUUUGACAAAAUUGUUGCCCCCAGUGCCGCUCUUCCGCAAAUAACCAAACCCGCGGUGGCUUGGGUCGGGUCUGUGCAACCGGAUUGUACCGUUCCAUUGGGCACGUGGAAUUUCAGAAAUUUUAAACCGGAAUUUUUCUUGAAUAGAAAGCUCCCACAGUGUUUAUAAACAUACAAAGCAAUUUGAAAAAUUAAAUAGCGAAUUAUAUACAUGUGGAGUGAGCCUGAAGAUAUCCUUUUUGGAUUGAAGGUAAAAUGUUACAGCGUACCUUGUUUGCACGCCGUAUGUUGUCCCCAGGAUUCACUAUCGCUCUAAGACAAAAAUUGCAAAGAAGAACAAGGAGGGGCGCCUAGGAACGAAACAGUCGCUUGCCAACUCCAUUUGCAGUUUUUAAAAAAUCCUAAGCAGAUCUUUACCUUGACUGGUACUAUAGUUACGAUCCCGACGUCACUAAAAUGUCCCUAGAGGCGUUAUCGUCAUUAGCAACGCAUUGUUUCCUUGAAAUACAGAAAAACGUCAAAGUUCCCACUCACGAGAUUUUACAGCAUUUCUUGAAGGUACGAGGUUUAUUCGAAUGGUAGAAUUGUCUCAGUUGUCAUAUAAUUCAUUAAUAUAAAUAGAAGAAAUUGAAAACAGGUGAAUAUGGUUGAUAUUUUUUGGGGUUUUACCACCCCAGCGCGACCCAAAACUUCCUGCUUUUCUUGUGCCUAAUCUCCUCUCGUCCUCAUUUCGAGUAAGCACGACAAAUGUGGCAAUUUUUACGCUGAUUUUGCUGUCAUUUUAUGACUUGGUAGCAGUUGGCAUUUUCCCUCCAUUGGCGCAAGUCACAUGUAUUAGCUCCGAGUUGUGAUUGGCUAGGAUUGUUUGCUGCUAUAGUGAUUGGCCAAGGCCCUUAUAUUGGUUGGCGGGCUCACAGUUGUGAGCUCAAUGCCUUGGCCUUUGGAUGGAAGUAAGGCUGGAGGUUGCCUGUUAUGGUACAAACCUUCCUGUUUUUCGCAUGUAAAUUGUGAUGUUCACGGUCUUAUUAGCAUGAGAAUAACAUGAUAUCCACUUGAACUACAGGAAGGUUUGUAAGAUAACAACUUCACCUCCAGCCUCGCUUCUAAUAAAAGGGCAGUGCCCUGAGCAAACAACUUUAAAAUACUACGAAAUGGCCUAUUGGGCAUAUUUAGCCCCCCACCCCCUUCCCCCCCAAAACAAAACAAAACAAAAAGGCGUCGGCAGUAAAGAAGACGCGCGCAAAUUGACCAAUGACAGAGCGGCAAAUUGGGCACCGGAAGUCGCGUUUAGUACGUUACUCGCGCGAUCCCGUCGUCAAAUGACGUUCCAGUUCUGUUGCUAAAUCACUCUAUUAAUUGGAUACAGCAUAUCAGAGUAUUUGCCACGUGUUUCAAUAAAUAUCUGGUUGUUUUGUUUCAGACUCUGUUUGACAUGCUGCUUUUCCAGUCGUUUAACAUGGAUCUACUUCAACCAGCAGCGGAAGCUUUCCUUGCCUUGAUUUGCUGUCACCAGGUGAUAACUUUUUUUUUAUUUUGUAAAUGUAAUUAUCCUCUCCCCUUAAUGGGGCUUUUCAGGGCUUCUUGUGCUUGUGACCCCCUUACUCUCCUUAUCAGAGCUAGUAAUACGAGACCAUGCUCAAAAUUUGAAGGAACAACUUUGAAUGGAGGGGAGGGAGGAAGGAGGUGAGCGUUUUAUCUCACAGAUGUGUGACCAGCAGCGAAGUAAAAACGGCCGGUUUUCAGCGGAGUGUCUUAACGUUUCUUGACAUUUCUGGUUGUAGCGAACGUAAGAAUCGUAUGUUAAAAUCGCACCACAUCAAGGAAUCUUUUUUUCAUUUUAGAUGUAUUACACGCAGUUAGUUCGCAACCUUCUUGCGCAGCAGACGGACCAGGUUGUAUGUCAGCGUCUUUUGGAUGCCUUUAAUCAACUGACUCCAAGCGACAUGAAGUUAUCUUUGGACAGAGUCAACAAAACGCAAUUCAGGAAAAGUCUAGACGUGUUUCUUGGAAGUGUCAAGGGAUUUCUGUGUGUCAAGUGACACCAACAGUGAAAAUGGCGAAGAACCAAAGAUUCAGCUACAAAACAAAGUUGACUAGCUGUUGUGGACGGAAACGUAUAUCUUCCUUUUGAUACCGAGUAUAGACUGGGCACUAGAGCUAGCGGGAUUUCGCCGGUGGAAAGAGUGAAAACUAAGGAUUGCAUCUCGUCAAGAAAGCGUUUUCUUCUUCCUUGGUGAGACGUUCCUGUUCUUGGGAGAAGCGGAAGAGAAGAAUUAUGCGUUAAAAUAUGUCUAUCUCUAAGGCAUGAGAUGAAAUACGCAAUGGAAUAUACUAUAGUUGUCGCUAAGGUUCCGGUAUGCCCGGUAAAACGUGCUGUUCAUUUAGCGAAUAGCCUUGUUUUAUGAAAACAAUAACAGAGACCAGAUUAGUUUUGCUAUCACUGAGUUGAAAGUCUAAUACUACUCACGCUAUUCCCUGUGUCUAGUAGCAUGUACAGCUGUGACAUUGAAAGCUGUUUUCCUUGUAAGUUAUCGUUGACUUAAACAUAGUCACUAUGAAUAGUAUUCAGUUAUAGCAUGUAGUGUCGCCCUCAGCAGACUCCUAUUUGUGUCCCACCAUGCAAAGACUGUAAAACGCACGAAUAUCACAUUCUAAAACGAGCACGAGAUUUUCUCAAUACUAAUAGUGCUCGCGCGUGAACUAGCGUCAUUUUGGAAGGAAAACACGACAGCCAUAAUCAUUUUACUGCGAGUUGUAGAAUAUAGUUGUGGCGGGAACAAGUAAAAAUAACCGUGCUAACUUUUCUUGAGAAAAUCUAAAGGUCUCUAUUGAGGAAAAGGAAAAAGGAAAUAAGUUGCGAUCGAUGGGACGGGCAGCUUGUUGUCGUUUCCCGCUCUUUUACUCAUCCCAUCGUUCCCCGCGCGUUCACUUUCCAUUUACUGUAAGGAGAGAGACCCUAGCCUAGCCUAGUCCCCAGGCGUUCUUGGCUCGGUCAAUCCUGGACUCUAUCGUGAGCUGUGACGUCACUGAGAGAGAUUCGCCCGCCCUUUUCCAGACUUCGCGCGUACAACGGGGCAAGAGAGAACACCCAAGGACUAGGCUGAGAGAGACCUUGUUCAGUCCUUAAGUUGAGUUGUUUAGCAACCUCGUUCCCAGGUUCUUCUCCUUAUCUGCCCCUCUAUCCGUUUUUUCCUGAGGGUGAGGGACUAGUAAGAGAGGACCCUAGGAACGAGGUAAGUUGUUUAGCUUCUACCUUCGCCAAAGCGAAUUACCUUGAUUCGUUUGAAAACAAGCCCUUAUUUUUAUAUACACGAAGAGUUCAUUUUUUUUUAACACUAGCAUUUCACCUUCAAUUUUACGGCAGGAUGAUUGGUUCUUAAAUGUAGUGAACGGUGGCAACGAAAUACAAUUCAGCCUUGAUGGCUCUUAAUAUGUUCCCUGAAGUGGCCGCACACUGCAUGCGUACUGUUCUAAAAGUAUUUUAA